CCUUUUUAUUUUUUAUUUCUUUCUCACUGUCUGUCACAACUCUUGUAGGAUAUGGUUGCAAUUGCAGAGACCACCACUUUGACAAUAGUUUGAUGCUCGAUUCUCAUUCUCAAGAUGGAUGAAUCGCCUUCAUUGCCUGAUGAACUCAUAUUGGAGAUCCUUCAUAGGGUUCCGGUGAGAUCCCUUCUGCAAUUCAGGUGCGUCUGCAAAUCAUGGAGAACCCUAAUCUCCAAUCCCCAAUUCGCUAACGACCACCUUUCCACCUCAAUCGCUGAUCCAAACAUGACCCACCACCGAUUGGUCUCUUCCACCUUCGGCGACCCCCGCAAAAUCGUAUCUUUCUCCUUGCAGUCGCUGUUCCAAAAUCCAUCAUCCCGUGCUAAACCACUUACCUUGAGGAUGAGUCACAAGUACCACAUUGUAGGUUCCUACAAUGGCUUAUUGUGUUUGUUUGAUGUUUAUCAGGGUUAUUUCAGACUGUGGAAUCCUUCUACCAGGUUGAAAUCCAAAAGAUUGUCAAUCGGUGUUUACCCUGAUGUGAUUAUUACUUACCAUGGUUUUGGCUAUGAUCACGUGAAUCACAAGUACAAGUUGCUAGCAGUUGUGGAAGAUGUUCAUGAAACCCUCACCAAAUUAUAUUCCUUUGGUUCAAAUUCGUGUACUGUGCUUCAGAAUUUCCCGUGUGAACCCACCAGGAUGCAAGGAAAAUUUGUGAGUGGUACUCUUAAUUGGAUAGCUAAAGGAGGUGUAAGUGAUGAUCAAUGGGUGAUUCUUUCCCUUGAUUUGGCAACCGAGACAUACAGUAAAAUGUUGCUGCUUGAUGGGGAUGCUGAGAAGAUUCUUAGUCCUGGGCUACAGGUCUUGCGUAACUGUCUUUGUGUUUGUUUUUUUGACUCUAAGAGUGCUCAUUGGAUUGUGUGGUUGAUGAAGGAGUAUGGGGUUCAUGAUUCUUGGAUUAAAUUGAUGAUGGUCCCUUGCAUUGGGCGUGAGACUAGUGCAAUGUAUCCCUCAUCUGAGCCCUUGUGCAUUUUAGAAGAUGGUGUUGUUCUCAUGAAAAACACAUAUGCCAAAUUAGUUCUGUAUAAUCUGAAUGAUGGUAGGUUUGAUUAUCUUAGGAUUAGGGGCGAACUUGGGUUUAAUAUGCAUAUUUACCUUGAAAGUUUGGUUUCCCCACAAUGUUAAAACCGCAUUUGUGGAUUC
This is a messenger RNA of Cajanus cajan (pigeon pea), 1200 nucleotides long. RefSeq names its product F-box/kelch-repeat protein At3g23880. Gene Ontology annotation, molecular function: protein binding. Lineage: Eukaryota; Viridiplantae; Streptophyta; Magnoliopsida; Fabales; Fabaceae. The record is from RefSeq and is a predicted model, not a curated record.